GAUAGAUAUAUAUAGAGAGAGAGAGAGAUGAACAUAUGCAUAGAAAUCUUCCAUUGAUUUUUUCUCCAAAUUGUUGGUAGUUAUCGCUUUCGUUCAGAGAAGUUUUUUGCCUACAAGCAUCAAUUCGCCGGAAGGACGAUGUCUUCGUCGGAGAGAGCGUUGUACGGAGGCGGUAGAUCAAAUUUUUCGCAGACCUGUAGUUUGUUGAGUCAAUAUCUGAAGGAGAAGGGGAGUUUUGGAGAGCUUACGCUUGGAUUAGCUCCGAGUUUCGAGGUUAAAGGAACUAUGAAUCUGUUGCCUAAAAUUGAGGAAUCUACUCAGAUUCCGGUCGCCGGAGACGUUAAAGUGCAGAUGAAUUUGCUCCCCAAGCUCGUCGGCGCCGGGGAAGAGAAUAUGAGUUGUUCGCCGGAAUCCGGACAGAUGACUAUUUUCUACGGCGGUCAAGUGUUGGUGUAUAACGAUUUGCCGGCGGAGAAGGCUAUGGAAAUAGUUACUCUAGCCAGGAAGUGCAGCAGCGGCGGCGGCGCCGGUGGCGGUGCAAACAACCUCCACUCUACCUCCUUUCCAGCUCCAAGUCCGGCGGAAUCCGCCACCGGAGCAACUCCUAACGUUUUCCACAAUUUCUCUCUGGCAGAUUCCGGCCGCCGUCCUCCUCAGCCAGCUCUCGUCUCCGAUCUACCAAUAGCUCGGAAAAAUUCGUUGGCGAGAUUCCUGGAGAAGAGAAAGGACAGAAUCACGGCGAACGCGCCGUACGUCGCCAGCAAACUAGCGGCUUCACCGCCGGCGACUAAAGCCGAGGCGGCGCCGCUCCUCAGCUCGCCGAGAUCCAUUAAUCAAUACUGGCCGCAGGGAUAAGAUGGAUAUCAAGAAAAGGCUCAAGCAUCGGCACAUGAAGCGCAAAUAGAUCUACUGGAGGAGAAGAGGACGAUGGUAAGAGAUCGACUAGAGUAGAUAUAAUUUCAGGAUCUGAAAAAGAUCGAAAAAAAAUAGGGAAAGAUCAUAGUUGGGUAGAUAUAGAAUGAGAUGAGACGUAAAAUUUGGAUACGAAAGAGAAUAUUUGAUGCUCCCAAAAGGAGAUUAGACGAGAGAUAUGAAGACGAUCAAUUACAAAAUCUCAAUAUCACUACAAGAAAAUAUCAUUUUUGUAA
This is a messenger RNA of Andrographis paniculata, 1148 nucleotides long. RefSeq names its product protein TIFY 10b-like. The record is from RefSeq and is a predicted model, not a curated record. Gene Ontology annotation, cellular component: nucleus. The transcript is spliced from 5 exons. Gene Ontology annotation, biological process: regulation of defense response; regulation of jasmonic acid mediated signaling pathway; response to wounding. Bases 139 to 855 code for a protein of 238 amino acids. Lineage: Eukaryota; Viridiplantae; Streptophyta; Magnoliopsida; Lamiales; Acanthaceae.